Messenger RNA from Thermothelomyces thermophilus ATCC 42464, 2358 nucleotides. RefSeq lists its product as uncharacterized. Gene Ontology annotation, molecular function: protein dimerization activity. The coding region runs from base 102 to 2219 and encodes 705 amino acids. The transcript is spliced from 2 exons. NCBI's taxonomy places the organism in Eukaryota, Fungi, Ascomycota, Sordariomycetes, Sordariales, Chaetomiaceae. The record is from RefSeq and is a predicted model, not a curated record.
UUUGUACGCAGGAAUUAACUAAGGAACUCAGACAACACCGAGCCCUGGCGUCGCGCAUACGCGGCCGGUGGGAAAGGCAGCCGAACAUCUCGAAACCCGUCAUGGACUCGUCAAGUUGGGCUGUUGGUGACCAUGCAGUCCACCACCCCGCCCGGCCUGAAGAUGACUUCCAGCAGUUUCUGGAUAUGAAUGGCAUGGGCAACAUGAGCGAUAGCAUCAACUACAACUUCGAGGAAUUUCAAUCCUCUACCGGCCCCCAGCUACUGCAGCAACAUGCCCGGGAGCAAAUCGACAUCCCAAUGACUGGCACCGAUGCGCCAAUUCUCCCAUCACCAGCGGUAUCAACUAUGCAGCACCAUAUGCCGACUCUCACCACCGCUGCCCCACAUCAGGGCGUGCCCGUGUCAAUGAUGCCGCCGCCCACGCCGAACGAAGCCAUUGUUGAUUCGAUUGACGCGCAGAUUCAAUUUCUCCAGCAGCAAAAGUUGCGCCACCAGCAGAGGCAUAUCGAGGAACAGCAGGCCGCCUUCUUCGCCCGUCAGCAGAAUGGCAUGGUCCCUCCAACGCCUCAGAGCCUCGAGCUCCAACCCGGUUCAGACCAUUACUACCCCCAGUCCAGCGGGCCAGAGCAGCAGCAACAACAACAACAGCAACAGCAACAGCAACAACAGCAACAACAGGCCAUGGAGUACCGGUAUCAGAGGAUGAAAGACCAGCCAGAUAUGUCAUUCACCCCGCUGGUCUCGCCGGCAGUCACGCCCCUUGAUACCCACUUCUCUGUCGACUCGCAGUUUGGGGUUUCGGGGCCUUAUUUUAGCCCUCUAACAUCCCCAGCUCUACACGCCCAGAGCGACCCUCUUGCCAUGUUUGAUCAGAUGCACAACGUGACGACCACGAACUCGUCUGCUGAUCUGGACAUGGACUCAUCGUCCGCACUUCCAACGUCGAACGCCGCGCCUGGAGAUCUGACCAAAAAGGCGCGAAAGAAUGCGGCGAAAGCGAGGCCAAAGGCCGGGAUCAAGCAGUCACCGAUCUCGAAGCCUCUGCGAAGGAGAACCACGACGACUCCAAGCUUGAAUGCCCAGGUGCUGAGCGAGCUCGCUGAAAAUGUAGAAUCUCCCCAAGAUUCGCAGUUGCUCCCGACACCGAUGAUGCAGAAUUCUUCUUCCACCACAGGGGUAACGGAUUCUGAGGACUCGGUUUCCCCCGAAACACUGAACGACACAACCGCUAUUGAGAUGCCUCCGCCUCCUGUCCCGCAACCUCGGUCUGCGAAGCCGUCCCCAUCUAUCGCGCCACAGGCCAGCGCGGUUCCUGGAACUUUGCAACCCCGGCGGCCAGGGCUCGCGUCCCCGGCGACUCCUGCAUCGCUGAUGAAGCUGAGCUCGCCGAGUACCCGUAGCGCGGGCCGGAGAGCUGACAGUCAGGAGGUAGUCGAUACGGACCACAUCGAAACAUUCGAGCUUCCCGAAUCGGCGAACUUCUUGAGCAAGGCUGCUGCAUCAACCAACGACCCUACGCCGGGACGAUCCUCUCAGGAGGCCGACUCUUCUUCUAAAACUUCUUCAAUGGCGCCUUCCUCCUCGCCUGCUAUCGUGAAGCCGCCAGCCACCCCGGCUACUACGACGCAAAGCCCGCAGCUGCUCGCUGGGCCUGGGUCCGGCCCCAAGAAGACUCCCCAGCUCCUCCCGAGAGGAAGCAAGAAGCGAGGGAGUGUCAGCUCUAUCCCGGUCUCGCCUGCUUUGAGGCCCAGGAUAUCACCCAACAUCAAACCGCUCCUGCCGGGCGGCCCUGAUGUCGAAGAAGCCGCUUCCCUCCUCCUCGCAACCAAGUCGAACUACCAGCGCAUCCUCGAGGGCAACACACUCCCCGGCGUUUCAUACCCGAGCGAGCUCUCGACGAACCUCACCUCGAAACGCACCUCGCACAAGAUUGCCGAGCAAGGCCGCCGUAACAGGAUCAACUCGGCGCUCCAGGAGAUCGCCGCGCUGCUCCCCCGGCCGCCGCCGAAGGACAGCGAGGGUGAGGGCAGUGACGGCAAGAAAGACAAGGCGGGCGGCGUGCCGAGCAGCAAGGCUAGUACCGUCGAAAUGGCGAUCGAGUACAUCAAACAGCUGAAGCAGGAGGUUGCCGAAGCGAACCGGCGUGCGGAGGAGGCGGAGAGGAAACUCGAAAUGAAGGCCAAGGCGAAUGCCUCGGAGGAAAAGGAGGCGGCUUGAGCCUACAGGGAAACUGAUGAAUAGCAACGUUGGAUCUCGGGAGUUCAAGGGGGUAUGAAAAUGGACAUAGGAGACAUGGAGGGGGAAAAAAAAAAAAAAAAAAGAGUUACGAUGGCGUCGCGGGAUAGAUCGGGGUUGG